Molecule: messenger RNA, 1895 nt
Organism: Cuscuta epithymum
Lineage: Eukaryota; Viridiplantae; Streptophyta; Magnoliopsida; Solanales; Convolvulaceae
Source: the annotation of a GenBank genome assembly
CAAAAUAGUUGGUGUACAUUAGUUCCCUUAGGCUGUGUUUGGGUCCCCGAAAUAUCUCGAAAAAGAAAUAAAAGGCUUUCUGAGUUCCACAUGGGCCCUUAAGGUGCUGAGAUUUAAGCAUGCAAAUCACAAUUCUACUAAAGAAGACGCUAGACGAUCCUAUACAGAAGAACUUACCAAAGAAGAGACUAAAUUGGUGCUAAAAGAGAGACAUGGAAAAAGGAAGAGAUGUAAAAAGUGUGAUCAAGUAUUGGAUGGAGGGAGAAAUUACAAACUUCAUAAUGAUAUGGACUUCAGCAUACAUAUCUCUCUGCUAUUGCUAUUUUGCAGCCAAGUUGGUGCAAAAGGGAAUGCAAAGGCUCUUCUUUCUUCUCCCUGUUGUGUGUCUCUUAUUUCUCCUCCCCCUCAACCUCCACUCCAUUCAUCUCGGUGGCACCACAGGUUUCUUCCUUGCUUGGCUCGCCAACUUCAAAUUACUACUCCUUGCUUUUGGCCAUGGCCCUCUCUCUGACCCUUCCAUCUCUCUCCCUCGUUUUCUUGCCCUUGCUUGCUUCCCUGUUAAUGUCCAGAAACAAACCACUGUUCACUCAUCACAAAAAUCCCAUUUUCAAGAAAACCCAAAAUCCUUUGAAAAAUCUUGUCUUUGUCCUCAAAAUAGAACUUCUCAAGAAAGCCCACACCAAAAAUCCUUGGAAGAAUAUGAUCUUUCCCUCCAAAAUGGUUCUUUUCAGGAGACCCCAUGGAAAAAAUCCUUUGAAAGAUCUGAUCUUUACCCUCAAAAUAGGACUUCACAAGAAAGCCCACAGAAAAAUUCCUUUGAAAAAUCUAAUCCUUUCUCCCUAAAUGGAGAUUUUCAAGAAACCAUACACUUCAAAUCCAUGGAAAAGUUAGAACCUUACUCUAAGCAUGGGAAUUUCACAGAAAAUCCAUAUCCAGAAUCCACUGAAAAUGUUCAUUUUCAGGAAGAGUCACGUGCUGAAAGAUCAAAAUCCCGUCCGAAAUUCUUGAUUUACGCAAUAAAGGGACUUCUGCUCAGUUUUAUGAUCGGGGUCUACAAUUACAGUGAACAUAAACAUCACAAAACGAUGACCCUCACCGUAUAUUUCAUUCACAUUUACAUUUACCUGGAGAUUAUACUAGCCAUUCUCGCAGCCAUGACUAGCGGGUUUCUUGGUCUGGAUUUGGAGCCACAAUUCAAGGACCCGUAUUUCACCACCUCCCUGCAAAACUUCUGGGGUGGAAGAUGGAACCUCAUGGUCAACCGCAUCCUCCGUCCCACCGUCUACAACCCCGUUCUCCGCUUCUCCGCCAACCUUUUCGGCCGGGAAUGGGCGGCGUUCCCCGCCGUGCUGUCCACUUUUGCCGUGUCGGGGUUGAUGCACGAGCUGAUGUUCUUCUAUUUGGGUCGGGUGAAACCCACUUGGGAGAUCACCCUGUUCUUCGUUCUCCAUGGGAGCUGUUUGGCUGUGGAGAUUGCAGUGAAGAAGAAACUGAAGGGGAGGUACAGGCUGCCGAGGUUUGUUGCGACGUCGUUGUCAUUGGGAUUCUUGAUGGCGACGGGCUUUUGGCUGUUCUUUCCGCAGCUGCUGCGCUGUCAAGCUGACACGAAAGCCUUCGCAGAGUAUGCUAAUGUUAGCUCGUUUCUGAAGGAGUUUGGCCGAGCGUUGACUUCAGCUUUUGAGUGAGAGAAGGAGCCCACAAAGGAUUUAAAGAAACAAAUACUCCGUACAUGUAAAAAAAAGUAGGGAUAAGGUCAAAUUGGACCGGUUAUGAUUAUAUGAAAAUCUUAUAUUGGACACUAAUAUUUCAAAUGGAUCAAAUUGGACACUAUGGUUACUUGUGUAUCUCGUAAUCUCAUAUUAGACACUAAAGUUUUAAAAGGAUCAAAUUUACGU